Tinamus guttatus (white-throated tinamou) is the source of this 1565-nucleotide messenger RNA. Lineage: Eukaryota; Metazoa; Chordata; Aves; Tinamiformes; Tinamidae. The record is from RefSeq and is a predicted model, not a curated record.
CAUAUUGAGCAGCAGCCUUUGUGGAAAAAAAAUAAAAUGUCCAACUGUGUCAAAGAGAGAGCUUGUUCAGAUUUGGCAAAGCCUCCAGUAAAUGAACCGAGGGAACCGGAACAGUUUCUAAUGCAGGCGCCCCAGGGAAAUCCACUGCUGCUUUCUCACACCCUACAAGAGCUAUUGAGCAAGGAUAGUGUGCAGGUGGAGCUUAUACCUGAGAAGAAGGGCCUUUUCCUGAAACAUGUGGAAUAUGAGGUUUCCAGCAAGCGAUUCAAGUGCUCAGUGUACAGAAGAUACAAUGAUUUUGUGGUGUUCCAUGAGAUGCUGCUUCAGAAGUUUCCCUACCGCAUGGUACCAGCACUGCCCCCAAAGCGGGUGCUGGGAGCUGACCGAGAAUUCAUAGAAUCGAGGAGGAGGGCUCUGAAGCGUUUUAUAAACCUGGUGGCACGGCACCCCCCGUUCUCAGAAGAUGUGCUCCUGAAGCUCUUCUUGUCCUUCAGUGGCUCUGAUGUGCAGAAUAAGCUACGAGAGUUGGUCCAAGGAGUGGGAGAUGAAUUCAUGACUUGCAGACUAGCUACCCAAGCCAAGGAUUUCCUUCCAGCUGACAUACAGGCCCAGUUUGCUGCCAGCAGGGAGCUCAUCAGGAAUAUUUAUAACAGCUUUUAUAAGCUUCGGGACCGUGCAGAGAGGAUAGCUUCUCGAGCCAUUGAUAAUGCGUCAGAUCUCCUCGUAUUUGGAAGGGAACUAAGUGCUUUGGGCUCAGACACGACACCACUUCCUUCCUGGGCUGCUUUGAACAACAGCACGUGGGGGACUCUGAAACAAGCCUUGAAGGGUCUUUCUGUUGAAUUUGCACUUCUGGCAGAUAAAGCUGUGCAACAGGGUAAACAGGAAGAGAAUGAUGUGGUGGAGAAGCUGAACCUUUUCCUGGAUUUACUCCAGUCCUAUAAAGACCUGUGUGAAAGGCAUGAGAAGGGGGUAUUGCACAAGCACCAGCGAGCACUGCAUAAGUACAGCAUGAUGAAGAGGCAGAUGAUGAGUGCCACUGUGCAGAACAAGGAACCAGAAUCCGUGGAGCAGCUGGAGUCUCGGAUUGUGGAGCAAGAAAAUGCCAUCCUAACCAUGGAGCUGCGGAAUUACUUUUCUUUGUAUUGCCUGCAUCAGGAGACACAGCUCAUCCACAUCUAUCUGCCUCUCACGUCUCACAUCCUGGGGGCCUUUGUCAACUCCCAGAUCCAGGGUCACAGAGAGAUGAGUAAAGUUUGGAAUGAGUUGAAGCCGAAGUUGAGCUGCCUCUUCGUGGGAUCUAGCAAUAUGCCAACACCACCAUUGUCACCUCCAGAAGGAAACUUCUUCUCCAAUUAAUUCCCUGAGCACCUAGGAUGGAGCAAGAAGUGCAGUCAAGGGAGGGUGGGAUCUCUACCUCCAAAUGUUAGAAUGAAUCCUCCAAACAACUAUUAUUUUUUUUAUAUUGCUGCUUUGAGCUGCUCUCUGAAUUAGACUGGAUAUAGGGCAGAAUAUACAGAUGUAAAGACAAUCUCUUAAAUCUGAAGUGCUUUAGGGCAGGUCUG